AUGGAUGAUAUCGAGGAUCGGUUGCGCAGCCAUGCGCAGGCAUUCGAUGGUUUGCUGUCCUUGAUCCCCGCCAAGUAUUACUACGGUGAAGACACCAGUGACCAGUGGCAACGGAAGAAACAGACCAAAGAGCAGGCUCGUGAGGCCAAGCGUGCAAAGCUGGACCCUGAAGCCGCAAAGACCGCCAAGGACAUCAUGGACGAGAACGCCCGCAAGCGCAAGCGCAAGGAAGACGGUAUCGUGGAGAGUGAUUCCUCGGAUGGCGAAUUGGGCUCUGAGAUCCCCCGCGAGGGCCUGAGCCGCGGCGACAAGGCCAAGAAGCAAAAGCAGGUGGAGAAGCCGAAUGCCAAAUCUGAGGAAGCCGAGGCCCGCAAAAAGGAACGUGAACAGAAGAAGUCCGAGAAGAAGGCCGCCCAAAAAGAGAAAAAGAAGGCCAAGGAUGCAGCCCGCAAAGAAAAGUCCAAGGACGACAAGCCAAAUGGCACUUCCACUGAGACCUCGAAGAAGGAUGCUCCCAAAUCCAACGGUGACGAUGAUGAGGCCGAAGAAUCAGACAACGAGGAUGGUGAUGACCUUGAGGAGGGUGUUGCCGAGGAAGGAUUUUCCAUCGAUUUUGAUGCCGGUCCCGAAGAACCAUCCUCAGCCUCCUCCCGCAAUUCUCCCGAAGCCUCAAACACCCAGUCGGGUAGCUCCUCUAUCUCCUCUAUUGUUCCCCCCGCCUCUAAUGAUACCAAAUCCACCGAGCCCAAGGCCCUCAAGGCCACACCAGAAGACCUCAAGCAGCGUCUACAAAAGCGCCUGGAUGAACUCCGGGCUAAGCGCCAUGCAGAUGGCCUGAACGGCAAGCCCGCUCGCAACCGUCAAGAGCUCAUCGAGGCUCGACGACAAAAGGCCGAACAACGCAAAGUACACAAGAAGGAACUGCGUGCCAAGGCCAAGGAAGAAGAGCAGCGCAAGGACGACGAGGAUAUGGCCCGUCGUUUCUCUCCUGGCGGAUCUGGAUCUCUUCUGGCUUCUCCUCGUUCUCCUGCCGAGUCAGUCGGCUCAGCCAGCAACAACUUUUCUUUCGGCCGUGUUGUCUUCGCAGAUGGUCAGCACACCGACGCUUCUUUGACAAACGUCCGCGAUGCACACAAGACCGCCGGCCCCCGAGACGCCGCUGCCCAGCUCCAGGCUGUGGAGGCUAAGAAGGCCCGUCUGGCUGGUAUGAACCCCGAAAAGCGUUCCGACGUUGAAGAGAAGGACCGCUGGCUCAACGCUAAGAAGCGCGCCCACGGCGAACGAGUUCGCGACGACACAUCUCUUCUCAAGAAGGCCCUCAAGCGCAAAGAGUCUGCUAAGAAGAAGUCCGCUCGUGAGUGGAACGACCGCAUCGACACCGUCGCUAAGAUGAAGGACCAGCGCGCUACCAAGCGUGAAGAGAACUUGAAAAAGCGCAGAGAUGAGAAGGGCACCAAGGGCAAGGGCAAGAAGAAGUCCAGCGGUGGUGCCAAGAAGUCCAGACCCGGAUUUGAGGGCAGCUUCAAGUCCAAGACUGGCGGUGCCAACAAGAAGAAAUAA
Penicillium verhagenii is the source of this 1560-nucleotide messenger RNA. RefSeq names its product putative 60S ribosome biogenesis protein Rrp14. The transcript has 3 exons. Gene Ontology annotation, molecular function: DNA binding; RNA binding. Gene Ontology annotation, biological process: ribosomal large subunit biogenesis; ribosomal small subunit biogenesis. The record is from RefSeq and is a predicted model, not a curated record. Lineage: Eukaryota; Fungi; Ascomycota; Eurotiomycetes; Eurotiales; Aspergillaceae. Bases 1 to 1560 code for a protein of 519 amino acids. Gene Ontology annotation, cellular component: nucleolus.